AUUAUGCUGUUCCGGUUAAUAACAGGGUUUUAGGAAUUCGAUAACUUAUCGACUUUGUAAACAAAGUGAGAAUUUUAGUAGUACUGUACGUCUCAUACAUUUGAAAUUUCUGUUAUCUUUAGCACAAUCAUACGUAGUCUCCAAGAUUCCACUGCAUUCAAUUGUUUGCGUUAUUUAAAGACGUCAAUAAAGGGAGAGUCCUCAAUGCAUCUCCCAUGAUGGAUGGGGACAAUCCGAAGACCCAUGGUAACCAAGGGUUAUCCCACAGUCUUCAAAACAAUGGUGCCAUCAACCUUCCUGUGUCUUCAUUCAUAUCACAGCCAGGGAGCAGUCAUGGAGACAUACAGACCAUCAUUUUACAGAUUCAGCAAAUGCUGGAGAUGCUCAGUGGACGUGGUGUCAACUCCAUGCUGGUCACGGUCGACUGCAUGGGGGACAUCAGCAUCCAGGGAUCCAACCGUGGACAGAUCUUCCUCAAAGAAAACCCUGACAUUGCAGACAGAUUCUCCAAGAUUUGCUCAGAUGACGUGUGGACGCUUCUUGGGGCACAGAAGAGGUUUCUAGAGAUCGGCCGUCAGCAGGCUGGUAACAAGUCUGGUUUCUCUGAGAAGGGGGACUACCCACUGGACUUCUCUCAUGAGAGAGGGAGUUACUUCCCUUCACAAAGUGUUCCCACAUCUGCUGUUCAGGAGAACUCAUUCGUUCAAGGCAUCUUGUCGCAGACCAACCACAAGUCAUAUCAGCCAAACACCCUCUUCCAGGGACCGUUUGGUCAGUUUGUCAACGAAAAUCGUGCAAACUCGGGUUCGUUCUUUCAGGGGGGGUUCUCACAGAGCGUGCAAUCUUCAGAUAACUAUGUCCAGUCGUCCUACAUGUCCGGUGCUGACAGUAUUAACAACAAAGACUCUUUUGUUAAUCAGCCCCUGCAUCAACCAAUGCCUGGAUCUUUAAGUUCUCACCAGAAUCAGCAAGAUAAGUCUAAUGGCAUGAGUGAGGCAGAGUUGAUCAAGGAGAUGCUAUCAGCAACGCCGGUCACGGAAGUGGUGCUGAAUGUGAAAACAAACACUGGUAGCAAUAAAGAAAAAUCCACAAAGAACAAGGCUGCGGCUAGUAGUGAGGCUGAGAAGUCCAAAGAAGGGUCAGCAAAGAAAAAGCGUGAGCGACGACCGGAAACCUGGCAGCGUAAUAUUAAAAAGAAAUUAAAGACUGAAGGCAAAGCUUAUGUGAACGCAAAAGGAAAGCUUGUACCUGCAAAGGAAAUGCGGCCUGUUGAUUGUUCGAAGUGUAAACAACGGUGUACAGAUAAGAUUUCUGAGGAUACGAGGAAGAAAAUAUUUGACUGGUUCUGGAAAUUAGGUUCAUACACGGCUCAAAAAGAGUUUGUAGUAUCGCGAGUAACACAGGUGGCAACAAGGACGAACAAAAGACGCUCCGUGCAUAGGCUUUUCUCAUUUGAAAUAAAUGGCAAGUAUGAGUCUGUUUGCAAACCGUUCUUUUCUGGUACACUUGGUAUUGGUGAUAGCUACAUUUACAAGGCCUUUGAACAGAAGGCUCGAGACUUGUUCGUGCAAGACGGCCGCGGAAAACACGCGCCGGUAAAUAAAACUUCUCAGGAACAGGUGGAGGUGAUGCAUGCCCACCUUGACAGGCAUCUCUCUGAGUAUUCCACCGACAAAGCCCUGCCAAAGAACAUCCAUGCAGUCAAAUGGUACGAGGAGUAUUUGGCUCUGUGUGCCUCACAUGACAAGAAACCAGUGUCCAAGCAUAUCUACCGAAAAAUCUUCCAGGAGUACACGAGGAAGUUUCCAAAUCCGACCGAGAAAAAAAAGACUGACAUUGAUGGAGAUGAUCCUGCUGUUGGGCUUUCUCAGGCUCUGGUUUCAGUGUCCAGGGAGACUCUGGCAGCUAUCAAUGGGCAGAUAGGUCUUUCCCAGUAGCUGCAAUUUAAUUCAAGUAAAAAUCAUUAAAUUAUCAUAAAACUGUAAUGGUCUUAAACACAGAAAUAGCUUGACUUUGUUUUAAUGUUGAGUAGGACAUUUAUUUGAUGAUGUUAAAAAAAUGAAUUUACCAGGAAAAGUGUAAUAGUCUUAAACAAAUCGAAAUGUUUGAACUUUGAUUAGGAGCGCCAUUAAAAAAUUAAUCCACAUUUGCUAUGGAAUCUUAAAUUAAGUCCAUGGGUUGUUUUUUUAUAUCAGAUCAGUUUUUCGUUAAAGUUAUGCUGUAAUGAAAAAUUUGAAAGCAGUUGUUCACAUGUUUUCAUAUUUUGUUCUUCCAAAUUUUGAUUUAAAUAAUGUUAUUAUCAAUUUUGUUAAUGAUCCUAUCUAACCAAAUACUUGAAAUGCAUUUGUAUAAAAACUAUUACUGAGCUUAAUGUGAAAAUUGAGAAUUCAGUGUUGUAUAUUAUUUAUUUGUAGUAAUUGAUGUAUUGUUAUGUAUGAAAAAUAAAAAUAGGACAGAUUUCAUGAGUUAAAAAUAAGAAACAGCAUUGCCCAAAAAGGAGAAAAUUAUUUAAUAAAGGUAUGGUACAGCAAGAAGUUAAUCAUACUGCUAUUUGUACACUGAAUUGUGAUCUGAGAAGAUUCAGUUGAAACUUGAGAAAUGUAUCAUAUGAGCUUUGUCAUGCGUAAAUGGGUGUCAUGCCAUAUUUGGCCAGGGUAACUCCAGUCUAGCAAGGAGCUACCAUGUCUAUAAGUCAUGCACGUUUUUUAUUCUCGUAAGCGGACUGCGUAGGUGCCCCACCACAAUGAGGCUGAUUUAAGUUAAUGUUCAGCAAAUACACACUGAGAUGUCAAUUUUAGAAGAGCUUUUUUUCUGCCUUUUUUUUAUUGUUAAAAUAUGGGAAGUGGUACAAUAGUUGAUGUACUUGUACUUAAUAUUUUUUGUAUGUACAGUUUGAUGUGUGCAAAACUUGUCUUCAGAAAUUGACAGAAAUUCUUAUAGUGUCCCAGAAAAUAUCCACAUAUACAAACAAAAAAUGUAAGCUGUUUCAUGGAAAAUGGGUGUUAUGCGGCAUGUGGCCAGCAUAGCUCCAGAUUAACUUGCACAUUUACAGUCUGGUCAGGAGCUACUAGUCUGCUGUAUUAUUAUGCAAAGUUGUAUGCAAUCCAUGGAAGCCAUUUCACAGGUUACAUUUAAUCUGGAUACUGGCUACUUUUCCCCCAAAAUAUCAAAUGGAAUGGCGAAAAUACACCUGUUUUAUUGCUUAGACGUGGGCUACUGUGAAAAUAUAACUGGCUUAUUAAAUGUUUCUGGAGAACACUGUGUAUGGUCUCAGAGUAGUUCUUGUCUGGAGUUAAACUCGUCCCAUGUGGCAUAAGACAUAAGGCAUAAGAUUUUUGUUAUGCUCGUAUUUCUGUUGCUAGCUUUUAAAAAUAAUGUCAUCAUUGGAUGAGCUUUUGUGUCAAUACAGCUCCAUUCUGAAAUAGACUUUAAGGAAUGCAGUUUGUUAACAUAUUAUACAGAAUGUAUUUGUUUUUGGUGAAAAAGCAUAUUAUCAUAUGUUUUUGUGAAUACAUCAGAGGCCACAAAGUCUAUGUAACCAAAUAACUUUAAAACUGUUCAAAACAAGUCUUAAUGCAUAUGAGCUGUGCUCUGUGAAAAGGAGGUUUAAUGCAUGUGCUUAAAGUGUUGUCCUGGAUUAGCCUGUGCGGACUGCAGGGGUGGCACUUUCUUGGAACGAAAAACAUAAAAGCAGAAAAUGUUGUCCCUAAUUAGCCUGUGUGGACUGGACAGGCUAAUCUGGGACGACACAACACACUUGCAUUAAACCCCUUUUUCACAGACCAUGGCCCACAUGAAUUGAACCCUGAGGUGGGCUGGUGAACAUUUUCGUCAUAUUAUAUCUAUUUUGGUCAGUUUUAUUGACAUUAAUUGUAAUGAAUCCAGUUGUUAAAAAUAAUGCAGUUACAUAUAAAAACAUUAAAUAAAACCUCAAUAUGGCACAUUCUUGUAAAAAUCAUUUGUAUGCAUACUAAUUCAUUUACUUUUUGCUCGAGAAGUGUUUGCUUGAUAUUUUAAUUACAUGUACACUAUUUUUUAUGAUUAAACAACUGUUUUCAAUCCAAUUUUACACUUAAGAAAAUAUAUGUUUGUGUUCAGUGAAUGCCAAAUGUAAGAACAUGUUCUGUCAUAGGUUGCUACCCUUAGUACAGAAAAUAUAAUAUGAAGUCAGAACAUAGUUAAAUAUUUCUGAAGCUAUUGCUGUGUAAUGAACAUACUGUAUUUGUAAUUUUUUAUCAGCCCAACUGGUUUGGAAAAAUUUGUAACGUUAACCUUCUAUUUCUCAUAUUUCUUGUAAAAAAUAUGUAUUAAUUUACAUUUUGUUGUUAAGUGAUUUGUACUCUAGUAAAAAUGUGUGCUUUGAUUUUACGAAAGGCUUUAAGGUUGCAUGUAAAUAUCAGGUGUUGUUACUUUAUCAGGCAAUUUGAGGGAAAUGUUCUUUUAUAGAUAAAUGCAAUCUAUAUUAUAAGUCAGUGUGUAUAUUGCAUUAUUUUGUUUAAGACAAUACCACUAUUUUUCAAUUUGAAUAUUGAGAAAUAGUUUUAUUUGUACCAUGAUCGUAAUGUGAGAAACGCCUGGGUGAUAAUUAUGUAUGAGAGAACAUUAUUCUUCCCCAACAAAGUUAAAGAGAAAGUUUUUAUUAGCGAGGCUGUUUUCGGAGAAAACCCGAGCUAUUGUCAUAGCCAGCUCGUCGUCCGCCGUCAGCCGUAGGCGUCAUGCUAAAACCUUAACAUUGGCCAUAACUGUUUAAAUAUUGAAGAUAGCACCUUGAUAUUUGGCAUGCAUGUGUAUCUCAUGGAGCUGCACAUUUUGAGUGGUAAAAUUUCAAGGUGAACAUCAUCCUUCAAGGUCUAGGGUCGAAAAAACAAAGUCAAGGGAAGUAAUAAGCUUUAAAUAGACAAAGUUAUCUGACCUGCCCACGUAUAUAUUUUUGUUAAAUAAAUCAAAGCGGCGCAGUAGGCGGCAUUGUGUUUCUGACAAACACAUUGUGGUAAAAGGUCAAGGUCAUCCUUUACGGUCUACGGUAAAAAAUACAAAUUUAAGGGAAGUCAUAAGCUUUAAAAUGGGAGAAAAUUAUUCAAUAUUGAACAUAGCCACAAUAUAUAUUUGGCAUGCAUGUGUAUAUCAUGGAGCUGCACUCUUCGAGUGGUCAAUCACAGUCAAGGUUGUGGCUUUUAAUUAUUUGCUACUAAAUAUAGAGAUUUGUUAGAGACAAUUAUUUUCAAGGGAAGUAAUUUAUAUAAUUAUAAAUCUCAUAUUAUAUAUUUCCUUUCCAAGAAUUGAAGUUCUUUUCACAGUUACUGUUCAGAUUUAUUAUUUUGAUUAUUUAUAACUCAAAUGAUUGAUUUUUCAAAGUUUUUUUUAAUGAUAUAAUUAUAAUUUCUUUGAUGUUCAUUACAUACUUGUGGACUUAGAUACAUGAUGAACUCUGGCUAUUUUAUUUUAUAAAAAAGAAAAAAAAACUCUGGCUAUGAUCUCUUUUAAACCACAGGCCUUCGUUGUCAGUGAUGUCUGACAUGGUCAUAAUUGACUGUGAGACCCUCCCCCCUCCCCCCCGGUUGGAUUGGACAAAAUUCAAGGGAAGUAAUAAGCUUUAAAAGGAGAUGAUUUCUAUACCAGCCAAAUGAUAAAUAGCAAUUUUAUUUCAAAGCGGCGCAAUAGGGGGCAUUGUGUUUCUGACGAACACAUCUCUUGAUAUAAUUAUCAUUUCUUACCUGUUCUAAUUUGUGAAUGCUAGUUUUCAUUAAAUACCAGUGGACUUAUGUCCAUACAUACAUGAUGAACUCUGACUAUGAUCUCUUUGAUAAAACAAGGGAAGUAAUAAAGCUUUAAAGGGAGAUGAUGUCUAUAUCUGCAAAAUGAUAAAUAGAAAUUAAUUUCAAAGUGGCGCAGUAGGGGGCAUUGUGUUUUGACAAACACAUCUCUUGUUGCGUCACUAGGUCAAAGGUCAAGGUCACUGUGACCUCUAAAAAAAAUAAUCUGACAAGGUUUCGCAGCCUAGCGUGGCACCCAUUAUGCGAUGCUCUUGUUUUAUCCACAUAACUUAACUACUUAUACAAUUGAUGCUUAUGGCCUUUAGUGUUUCAUUCAUAUAACCAAGCAUUACUUUGAUUUUUUGCUAGUGUCUUCAUUUGGAAUAAUAAAUGAUGUAUUUACAUACAAAAUGAGCAGUUUCUAUUGGAUAAUUAGAUUUAAUUGAUUUAUUUAGCAUCAACAAACUUACUUGAAUCCUUCAGUACUGACUUAUACAGGCUAUGUGUACUACAAUUUCUUAUCCAACCAUGUUACCCCAUCUUUUAUAUUGACCCUGUGUGGACUGAAUACAUGUAUGUUGAAUAAUUCAAAUAAUUUUUUGGACGCAUUGCUUAUAUAACUUUUGUAUAACUGUACUCUUUGGUAAGUUUUUUUGUCUCAGCAUUUGCCUGUACUUUUAUUUACAAGUAUGUUGAGUCUUGUUAGUAGAAAUAAUUGAACAAUAAACUUAAACAUGUUGUUAA
Messenger RNA from Dreissena polymorpha, 6497 nucleotides. RefSeq lists its product as uncharacterized. The record is from RefSeq and is a predicted model, not a curated record. NCBI's taxonomy places the organism in Eukaryota, Metazoa, Mollusca, Bivalvia, Myida, Dreissenidae. The transcript is spliced from 4 exons. Bases 216 to 1937 code for a protein of 573 amino acids.